Onychostoma macrolepis is the source of this 682-nucleotide messenger RNA. RefSeq names its product histone H2A-like. The transcript has a single exon. The record is from RefSeq and is a predicted model, not a curated record. The coding region runs from base 26 to 412 and encodes 128 amino acids. Gene Ontology annotation, cellular component: nucleosome. Gene Ontology annotation, molecular function: structural constituent of chromatin; protein heterodimerization activity; DNA binding. NCBI's taxonomy places the organism in Eukaryota, Metazoa, Chordata, Actinopteri, Cypriniformes, Cyprinidae.
AAACAUACACUUUGUAGUCUUCAACAUGAGUGGAAGAGGUAAAACCGGCGGUAAGACCAGAGCGAAGGCUAAGACUCGCUCCUCCAGAGCAGGGCUGCAGUUCCCCGUCGGUCGUGUUCACAGGCUUCUCCGUAAAGGAAACUACGCCGAGCGCGUCGGUGCCGGUGCUCCGGUUUAUCUGGCCGCUGUGCUCGAGUAUCUGACGGCUGAGAUCCUGGAGUUGGCUGGAAACGCCGCUCGGGACAACAAGAAGACCCGUAUCAUCCCCCGUCACCUGCAGCUGGCGGUGCGCAACGACGAGGAGCUGAACAAACUCCUGGGCCGAGUGACCAUCGCUCAGGGCGGCGUGCUGCCCAACAUCCAGGCCGUGCUGCUGCCCAAGAAGACCGAGAAACCCGCCAAAACCAAAUAAACACGAGUACACAAAAGUCCAGAAGGCUCUUUUAAGAGCCACCACUUUCUCUUUUAAAAGGGCGACUAUAAUUAGACAUGCAAGGGAACAACAAAAUUAUUAGUACUUUUGUUUUUGUUUUUUUUUCCUCAAACAGUUUACCUUCAGUAAUUCUGAGUUGGGAUUAAAAAAAAAUUUCAUUGUGACAAGGUACUAAUAAAAAAACGAAACCGUCUGAAAAUGGAACAAAUAUGACACUUAUUUUACUUUCUGCAUGUAAAGGGAAACCGA